This is a messenger RNA of Suncus etruscus (white-toothed pygmy shrew), 756 nucleotides long. RefSeq names its product amphiregulin (gene AREG). Bases 1 to 756 code for a protein of 251 amino acids. Gene Ontology annotation, biological process: positive regulation of mitotic nuclear division; positive regulation of cell population proliferation; epidermal growth factor receptor signaling pathway. Lineage: Eukaryota; Metazoa; Chordata; Mammalia; Eulipotyphla; Soricidae. The transcript has 5 exons. The record is from RefSeq and is a predicted model, not a curated record.
AUGCGAGCCCUGCAAUCGCCGCUGGCGCCCGUGGUGCUGUCGCUUCUGCUCUUCUGCCCAGCUCAAGCUGCUGGAUUGGAGGUCAAUGACACCUCUGAGAAAGGAGAAUCAUUUUCUGGGGUCCACAGUGCUGAUGGAUUUGAGGUGACCUCCAGAGGUCAGAUGGCCUCAGGAAGCAAGAUUUCCACUGUCAGUGAAAUGUCGUCUGGUAGUGAACUGUCCUCAGGGAAUGACUAUGACUACUCAGAAGAGGAUGAUAACGAACCUCGAAUAUCUAGCUAUAUUCUAGAUGAGUCAGUCAGAGUGGAACAGGUAAUUAAGCCAAAGAAAAACAAAACAGAAGAAGAAAAAACGUCAGAUAAACCCAAAAGAAAGAAAAAAGGAAGAAAAAAUGGAAAACAGAGGCAAAAUAGAAAGAAAAAAAAUCCAUGUAAUGCUGAAUUCCAAAAUUUCUGUAUUCAUGGAGAAUGCAAAUAUAUCAAACACCUUGAUGCAGUAUCAUGCAAUUGUCAUCAGGAUUACUUUGGUGAACGAUGUGGGGAAAAAUCCAUGAAAACUCAGAGCAUGGUUGACAAUGAUUUUUCAAAAAUUGCAUUAGCAGCAAUUGCUGCCUUUAUUGUUGCCUUGAGCGUCACAGCUAUUGCUGUUAUUGUUACAAUACUGCUUCGUAAAAGAUACUUCAGGGAAUAUGAAGGAGAAGCUGAGGAGAGGAAGAAACUUCGGCAAGAAAAUGGAAAUACAAACAUCAUAGCAUAA